AAUUAAAUAAGAGAAGAGAAGAAGAAAAGGUAGAAAACCAAGGAAAAGAGAGAGAGAGAGGUGGCGGCUGGUGGAUGGCGUCGGGGAGGGUGGCAGCCGGCGUGGAGGUGGUGGUUGUGGUGGUGGCGCAAGAAAGAAAAGAAAAGAAAAAGAGAAGAGAAAUUAAAGAAAGAGAUUAGGAAAGAAUUAGAGAAUUUGUAGAAUUAGUGUUAUAUACCUGGUUGUACGAUACACCCAGGGUUAUUAUUGUCAUUUCACGCGUUUUUGCUUGUACACGUGAUACUUGGGUUCACGCUUUACUCGUUUUCCUGCUCUUUUUUAUUUUUUAUUUUCUCUCUCUUCCUUUCUUCUUUCUCUCUUUUCCUUCUCUCUUUCUAGUCUUCAAUUUCCAAAAUUACCAGAAUUUCCUUUCUUCAGUUUCUUUAUCUACAUUUUCCAGAUUUUGCUUAAAAUUGCUUCUAGUUGCUACAAUGGCGGAAUCUAGGUAAAUUUCCUCUUUGUUUUUUCAAUUUUUGUUUGUGUUUUUGGUUACAUUAUGAUUAAUUUCAUGUAUUUUUGUUCAAUUAUACUUCGAAUUAAGUUUCAUGUAUUUUCGUGUGAUUAAUUAUACUUUGUAUAAACUUUUUGUGCUCAAUUUUUUCAGAUUUUUUUGCUCAAUUAUAAUUCGUAUAAAAUUUUGUGCUCAAUUUUUAUUUUGCUCAAUUUUGUACGGAGUAUUAAUUAUACUUCUUAAGUUUCAUGUAUUUUUGUUUCAAUUUUUGUUUUAUUUUCAUUAAUGUGUCCUUCAUUGUGUUCAAUUUUUGUUUAAAUUUCAGUAAUGUGUCAUUAAUUGCUCUUUUUGCUUAUUUAUUUGGUGUAAUUGGUUUUCUUUUAUGUGUGAUGAAUUGCUCAUGUUGCUCAUUUUUUUUGUAUAAUUUCUGUUUUAUGUUUGCUCAUUUUCCUAUGUUUGUUCAUUUUAUGAUAUUUUUUUUGCUCAUAUUGUGUUUGUUUGCUCAUUUAUAUUUUUGUUCUUAUUUGCGUAGUAUAUUUUGCUCAUUUUUUUGCCUGUGAGCGAGGUGGAGACGAUUUCACAUGCUCUGUUUGACUGUAUUGCAAUCAGGCAUAUCUGGGACAAUUAUGAACAUGCUACAGUUAUUUCUGAGUCCCCGAUGUAGGCUUCUUUUGCUGAAAGAGCGCUAUGGAUUGCUGAUAAGAUUAGCAAGGAGGAUCUUUGUGUGCUAUUGUCAAUUGCAUGGUCAGUUUGGUUUUGUUGGAACAAGAGUAUUUUUGAAGGUGUGGCUCUGAAUAUUAAUGUAAUGGCAGCUAGUUUCGCAAAGUUAAUACAUGAUUACAAAAUGUAUGCAACGAAGGUUUUCCCUCCCAAGUUAUCUACACUGUCUCACAGUGUAGCUGCGUGGUCUGUACCUCCUUCUAGCAUUAUAAAAAUUAAUUUUGAUGCCUAUUUCAGCUUGAACUCAUCUGGUGCCAUAGGUGCAGUAGCUAUAGGUGCAGUAGCUGGGGACAGUGAGGGGCAUGUUUUAUGGGCUGCAGUCCGAAGAAUUCCAAUGGGGUGGGAUGUUGAAACAGCAGAAAUUGUUGUUGCCCGGUUUGGUUGUCAGGUGGCAAGAAGAUUGGGUUUACAGCGAGUGUGGCUUGAAGGAGAUGCUUUGACAGUGAUUAACGCAUUAAUGGUUCCUCUCAUGCAUGGUCCCUAUUUGGCUCAUUUUUCCUAUGUUUGUUCAUUUUAUGAUUUUUUUGCUCAUUUUGUGUUUUUUUGCUCAUUUUUAUUUUUGUUCUCAUUUAUAUGUUUGCAUAUUUUAUUUUUGAUUGUUUGUCGAAUAUACUAGUGGUUCUGAUAAUGAUUAUGUGUACUCAUUUUAUAAUAGUCUGUGCUUUUGUGUACCAGAAAUGAAUAGCAUUGGUGGUAUACUAGUGCUUUUGCCUCUUAUACUAGUGCUUUUGUACCAGAAAUGAUUAUUUGCUUAUUUGUAUUGCAGUAAAAGCUCCUGAUGUUAAUGAUUCUGCGCAACAAGUUCAACCACAAUGUUCCGAUAUUCAGACUUUUAAAGUAGAAUAUAAGUUGAAGAGGUUUAAAACAUUAGCUAUGAGGGAGAAAGGGAAAAAGAUUUUGAACAAAAAAGUAGAAAAACAGAAGGUUGUUGGUAAAGGUAAACAGAAGGUUCUUGGUAAAGGUAAAGAGAAGGCUAAAUCUGAUGAAUCUCCUAAGAACAUCAAAGCUGAAAAGUUUUGCUUUUCUGAUUCUUUGCGAAGUAGAAUGUCUCCUUCGUUAGUUGUAAGUGUUGUAGAGGAUUGUUCUGACGCUUAGUUGGAAUCUAUUAGGCAAAUGGGUUUCGGGUCGUUAGAGUAUUUAAAGGUGUCCCAAUUGCCUCUUCACUUGGGUUUGUGGCUGGUGCAGCAUUUUGACGCCAAAACUUCUAGUUUGUGCAUACCCGAUUGUGAGCCAUUGCGUAUUACUGAGCAACAUGUGCACGAAGUGUUUAGGUUUCCUCUUGGAGGUCAAGAUAUAAAAGAUGCAACAACAUAUCCAAGUGUGGUUAGGCGAUGGAAAAAAUAGUUCAAGAGGAACUCAAUCUGUGUUAAAUUGGGUGAACUUGCCUCAUAUUUGAAGAACCACAAGUCUGGUGGUCCUAUGUUCAAGAGAAACUUUGUUGUUCUUUGUGUAUCCACGUUAAUGUCAGGUGGACAAAACAUGAAUGUGAAUUAUUCGAUUCUGAAAUAUCUUGGUGAUACGGAUAAAAUCAGAUAUUUGAAUUGGUCAAAGUACAUUCUUGAUCAUCUUGUGGCUAAUAAGAUAUAUUGGGACGAGCAUCCAACUCGUUAUUUUCCUGGAUCUUUGCUAUUUCUUAUGCUUCUUUAUGUUGAUCGGUUUAUAAUUGAGGAAGUUCGAGCUCAAAGAGAAAUUCCAAUUCUUAAAGGUUGGACAACUAAUAUGUUGUCUACACGUGAGAAAUUGGAAUUCUUUAAAGGGAGGAUUGGAAGCUUUGGUAACAACCAACCUGUUGCUGUUUCUUCUGGCAGCAAGAAGCCAAAGAUGGAAAAUUCUGUUCCAGUUGAUACAGAAAAUGAUAAAGGUUCUGAACCAAAUUCGAAGAAGGAAAAUUAUGUUCUUGUUGAUACAGAAAAUCAUAAAGUUGCUAAACCAGAUCCGAAGAAGAAGUGUUUGAUGGAGCUUGCUAGUGCAUCUAUAAAUCUGGUUUUAGCGUAUAUUGACUUUGGUAAAAAGCAUGAAGCUGCAAUUAAGCAUUUUCCAAAUAAUGAGAAGAAUCGAAAGUUAAAAGAUGCUAUGAUGAUAUGUGAUGAGCAGAAAUUGCAUUCAAAAGUUAUAAAUAAAGGUCAAGGUUUGUCAUUUAGUCAAGACGAAGAAUAUUAGCAAGAUCCUGCUUUUAUUGAAGCUUGGGACGCCUUUUCUAAGGUUUCUUUCAGUGAUAAUACUCCUGAUUUAGUUCAUGCAAACAUUGUACAACCUAAUGUUGGUGGCAAUGAAUCAGAAGUUGUAGAUAUCAGAUCAAUUGCAGCUGAAAGUGUUCGUAUGGCUAAUCAAAUCCCUGAGCAUGAACCUCCUCUUAUAGCUGCAACUGGAGAUUCAUUAGAGGCUGUAAAUCCAAGUGUUGAUGUUCAAAAAUCACCAUCCAAAAGGGUUACAAGAAGUUCUGUUGCUAAAUUUGGCGGAAGCCCUUCGUUUAGUUUACGACACAAUUCUCCACAAUCAUCUCAGGAGAAGUCUUUAGUCAUUGCACCUAUACCUUGUUGUCCUGCCAAAUCAGUUGAAGCAAAAGUUGUUGAGAUCAAUGAAGAACCAACUGAUCAAGCAGUUCAUCAGACAACAGAUGAAGGAACAUCUUUGGUUUAUCAGCAUACUGAUCAAGCAACUAAAGCUACUGAAGUUCAGGGGGCAAAAGACACUAAAACAACAAACUCAGCGCAGAAUUUAGUGAGGGUUGUUCGACUUGUGCUUAAAAGGAAAACAGAAACUCCAAAUCAGGUUACAAAUUUGAAGAAAAAGAGGAAAGUGCAGCCAUCAAUGAUGUUUAGAUCGCCUUAUAAAUGUCGAGUUGUCAACUUCCAAACACCAUUGACAAAAGCUCAGAAAGCUCUACUAGAUUCUGUUUUUGAUGAAGAGAAAUCUCGUUUGUAAGUGUCAUCUUGAAUGAGUAUGAUUAAAUCUGUAUUAUUACUCUUAUUUAUUGUUUAUAUUUUAUUAAUCUUUUUUUC
Molecule: messenger RNA, 4212 nt
Organism: Chenopodium quinoa (quinoa)
Lineage: Eukaryota; Viridiplantae; Streptophyta; Magnoliopsida; Caryophyllales; Amaranthaceae
Exons: 6
Coding region: 2630-3370 (246 amino acids)
Source: RefSeq, a predicted model, not a curated record